UUAAACCCAUGUUUCAAACUUCAGGGCCUCACGGGUAUUGAUUCUCUAUUUUUAUAGACGGCAAUUUGUCCCCAACAAACUUUCACACCUGGUCUUAAAUGUUUUAUAUUCUCUUACUAUUCAUCCCUUGUCCUAAGCUGCCCCACAGUCCAAGCCAUGUCUGUCUCUUCUUCUUCUUCUUCUUCUUCUUGUGUCUUUGUUUUCACUUGUUUGCUCAUCAUUUGCUUGAUUACCCUCCACAUCACAAUGUGUGCAGCCAAACCCAAAAAUAACACUCGCAGUCCCCGCCAACUCUCCAUUGGCUAUUACGCCAAAGCAUGCCCUCAACUUGAGCAGCUCGUUGGGUCCGUCACCAGCCAACAGUUCAAAGAAGAACCAGUUUCUGGGCCUGCUACCAUUCGCCUCUUCUUCCAUGACUGCUUCGUAGAAGGCUGUGAUGCAUCAAUACUGAUAUCAUCCAAGCCGGGAAGCAAAAUGUUGGCGGAGAAGGAUGCAGAGGAUAACAGGGACCUAAGAGGGGAGGGAUUUGAGACCAUUAGGAAGGCCAAAGCCUUAGUGGAGAGCAAGUGCCCUGGUAUUGUAUCCUGUGCAGACAUUCUAGCAAUUGCAGCCAGAGACUAUGUGCAUUUGGCCGGAGGUCCGUAUUACGAAGUGAAAAAAGGAAGGUGGGAUGGAAGAAGAUCAAUGGCAUCAAGUGUAGCCUCCAACAUCCCACGAGCAAAUUUCACAGUGGAUCAGCUGCUCAAGCUCUUCAGCUCAAAAGGGCUAACUCUAGAAGAUCUGGUGGUCCUCUCGGGUGCACAUACAAUGGGAUUUGCACACUGUGACAACUUUGUGAGCAGGCUGUAUGACUAUCAUGGCACAAAGCAGCCUGACCCAGCCAUCGAUCCAAGGCUCCUCAAGGCACUGAGAAUGUCAUGCCCCCAUUCUGGUGGCAACACAGACAUUGUAGCACCCUUUGAUGUUACCACCCCAUUCUUGUUCGACCACGCUUACUAUGGCAAUUUGGUAUCUAAACUAGGCUUGCUAGCCUCGGACCAAGCUUUAUUUUUGGACCCAAGGACCAAACCACUGGUUCAGACUUUGGCAAAGGAUAAGCAUAAUUUUUUCCAGGCAUUUGCAGAAGCUAUGGAGAAAAUGGGUUCAAUUGGUGUGAAGAGGGGAAGAAGACAUGGAGAGAAAAGAAAAGACUGUAGUAUGCAUAUCUCUUGAUGGCUGUGUUUUUCUUUUUAAUUUUAAUUUUUUUAAUUUUAUGUGUUUGGUGGAGAUGGAUUGGUUUUUGGUCCAUUUUCGGUUCAAUUUGAUGACCACAUUAAUUCAGAACACUUUUUGUAUCCUA
Messenger RNA from Carya illinoinensis, 1339 nucleotides. Its product is annotated as peroxidase 19-like. The transcript has 3 exons. NCBI's taxonomy places the organism in Eukaryota, Viridiplantae, Streptophyta, Magnoliopsida, Fagales, Juglandaceae. Gene Ontology annotation, molecular function: peroxidase activity; heme binding. The coding region runs from base 157 to 1212 and encodes 351 amino acids. The record is from RefSeq and is a predicted model, not a curated record. Gene Ontology annotation, biological process: response to oxidative stress; hydrogen peroxide catabolic process.